Messenger RNA from Aspergillus heteromorphus CBS 117.55, 861 nucleotides. RefSeq lists its product as uncharacterized. The transcript has 5 exons. Lineage: Eukaryota; Fungi; Ascomycota; Eurotiomycetes; Eurotiales; Aspergillaceae. The coding region runs from base 1 to 861 and encodes 286 amino acids. The record is from RefSeq and is a predicted model, not a curated record.
AUGGGCCCGGCAGACAGCGAUAUCUCUGAGCAAAAGCAGAAGGAAAUUGAAGCCGACUUUGAGAAGGCCGUGGGAAAGCUGGAUAGGACGAUGACUGUUCUCGAAACUAGCUUUAUCAAGAGCCUGCAAAUGGUGUACCAGCAGAACAUCGUCAGCAAACUCGCUGGGAAAAGUACGUUGCCAUCGCGCCUGCCAUUUAGGAUAACCGCUCUUUCCAAUUUGCGGAAGACUCUUCCCGAUUACAUGCUAGCACAUCAUGCCAUUAUAGUGUUCGAAGCGGGAUACGUUGCUGUUAUAGCUCGAAAGCUUCUGGGUGGAAGCAACGAGGAAAUUCUUGAUCAAACACAGUCGCAAAUUAAACAGGCGUUAGAUACAGACAACAUCUGGGUGGAAAGUUUCAGGACCGGGACAGUUUCGUUGAACAUGACUGGGUUUGACUAUGCAUCUGCGCUGGACAGGUAUAAUAGACUGGAAGAUCGGCUUGCACGAAUUGAAGAGAAAAUCGAAGACCUGCGAGCGACGAAUACCCAAUACGCGAAGUCAUUUGAGCGACUGAACGACCGGCUUACAGAGAUGUCUGACUGCCCGGACAUCCGGGAACGGUUCAUAGCCGUUCACAAACGAAACCGAGGCACAGCAACGCCAGACGAUUUGCUGAAAAUUUCGGUUGGAAACAAGGCUGCCCAUGGUGGAAACAUCGAAGCUGACGCCCAACUCUACGGUGCGGGCAAAAGGAAAGAUUAUGAGGCUUUUGAAGAACUCUAUGGUGUGCAUCCUAGUAUCGUCUCCGAGAAAAUCAUUAUACACGCUAUACUUAUUUACGUUAGUCUGUUCAAGACACUAAGCCUGUUAAGGCAAUAA